AUGCACAUGUUAAGGGAGCGGUCCCUGCAUGGUGACUCUAUCCCUACAUGCCUCACCACCUGUUCGGUAGUUUUCGCUUCAUCCAACCUCCACAAUAUUUUUACAAUUCAUAGAGAUGAAUUUCCAACCGUUAGAUGGGGACAGAACUCAAAGAAGUUGACGCUCCUAAUUUCCAUCCCGUUCGUCCAAGGGGAAAAGGUGGAAUUUACGGAAAGUAACAUACACCUCACUGCGUCCAACAAGCAGGGUCAGAAUUUCGAACUCAGCUUAGAUUUACUAAGACCGAUAAUCCCACAGAAAUGUUCCUACACCUCAUUGGACAGCGGGCUAAAGAUACAAAUUGAGAAACAGGUCAAGGAACCGUGCUGGAAGCGCUUGACGAAGAACGAAAAAGUGAAUUUUUUGAUAAAAGACAAAAGGCUUAGCGAUCCAACAGACUGUGAAGAGGCCAAGGAAGUCUGGCUGGGAGAAUACAUGUUUUUUAAAAGAAAAAAUAAGUCGAAAAACUCCCCAACAAGGGUGGAUGAUGCUGACCCAACAAAAAAACAGGACAUCGUGCAGGCAAGCAAAAUGGCACCAUAUGCACAUGGCCAUAGUGUCAUAUGUCAUGAUCGAACAGCAAAAGGCGGUUAA
Plasmodium fragile is the source of this 633-nucleotide messenger RNA. RefSeq lists its product as uncharacterized. The record is from RefSeq and is a predicted model, not a curated record. Gene Ontology annotation, cellular component: nucleus; cytosol. The transcript is spliced from 6 exons. Bases 1 to 633 code for a protein of 210 amino acids. Gene Ontology annotation, biological process: chaperone-mediated protein complex assembly; protein folding. Lineage: Eukaryota; Apicomplexa; Aconoidasida; Haemosporida; Plasmodiidae. Gene Ontology annotation, molecular function: Hsp90 protein binding; protein-folding chaperone binding.